This is a messenger RNA of Pimephales promelas (fathead minnow), 1053 nucleotides long. Lineage: Eukaryota; Metazoa; Chordata; Actinopteri; Cypriniformes; Leuciscidae. The record is from RefSeq and is a predicted model, not a curated record.
CCCUGUACUUUAUAAAUGCAGAUUGGAUAAAAACACGGUGAUGACAGUUCACACCUGCAGUGAAGCCCCUCCCACAACAAUUCACCAAUAAAUACUGGGAAUAUUCCCACCAUCCUACAAGAGAAGGACAAACUCCAGGAGUAGCAGCUGAAAUCUGUGUGACUGUUAAAGAUGGAGUUUAUUAAAGAAGAGAUUGAAGACAUGAGUGAUCAUGGACCAUCCAGAAUAAAACAUGAAGAUACUGAGAAACAAUUAGACCAGGUGAGAGUGGAAGAGCAAAGACAAGAACUGAAUGAAGUGGAGGAGGAACAUCGUAACUUUACAAUUCAAAGAACAAAAGCGAAAAAGACGCACACCUGCUCUCAGUGUGGAAAGAGUUUCACACAGAAAGGAAACCUUAACAGACACAUGAGAAUUCACACUGGAGAGAAACCGUAUACAUGCACUCAGUGUGGAAAGAGUUUUUCUCAAGCAUCACAUCUCAGUGUUCAUCUGCUCCGUCACUCUGGAGAAAAACCAUUUAACUGUGAUCAGUGUGGUAAAGAUUUUAUUUCAUCAGCACAUCUAAACCAACACCUGAAAAUUCAUUCAGAUGAGAAGCCGUAUGUGUGUUCUCUCUGUGGAAAGAGUUUUUCAAGGCUGGACAAUUUUAAACGGCACCAGAAAACACACAACAAAGUGAGAGAUUAUAUGUGCUUUGACUGUGGGAAGAGCUUUACUACAUCUGCUGAUUUGAAACUGCACCAAAGAAUUCAUACUGGAGAAAAACCUCACAAGUGCUCAUAUUGUGAUAAGAGUUUCACUCAGUCUGGAAACCUGAAAGAACAUGAGCGACUUCAUACUGGAGAGAAGCCGUAUACUCAGUGUCUCAGUUAUCAUCUGCUUGUUCACUCUGGAGAAAAAAAUGAAGUUAGAGAUCACGUGUGUGCCUUGACUGUGGGAAGAGAUUUACUACAUCUGGUGAACAAAAACGGCACCAAAGAAUUCAUACUGGAGAAAAACCUCACAAGUGAUCAUAUUGUGACAGGAGUUUCACUCAGUCUGGAAACCUGA